AUUGUUGUUCUGUGCUUUGGGACAUUUUUCUGCCUCUUCAUUUUCAUUUCAAAUUCAUUGGUCAUAGCAGCUGUGGUCAAGAACAAGAGGUUUCAUUUUCCCUUUUACUACCUCCUGGCCAAUUUAGCUGCUGCAGACUUUUUUGCUGGAAUUGCCUAUGUCUUCUUGAUGUUCAACACUGGCCCAGUGUCCAAGACGUUAACUGUUAACCGCUGGUUCUUGCGUCAGGGUCUUCUGGACACCAGCCUGACAGCUUCCCUGGUGAAUCUCCUCGUCAUAGCUGUUGAGCGGCACAUGUCGAUAAUGCGGAUGAAGAUCCACAGUAAUCUCACGAAGAAGAGAGUCACCUUUUUAAUUAUAUCCAUUUGGGCCAUUGCUAUUUUCAUGGGUGCUGUUCCUACCCUGGGCUGGAACUGCCUCUGUGACAUUACUGCCUGCUCAUCCUUGGCGCCUAUUUACAGCAGAAGUUACCUGGUGUUCUGGAGCGUCUUAAACCUAGUCGUCUUCUUCAUUAUGGUGGUGGUUUACAUAAGAAUCUACAUGUACGUCCAGAGGAAAACGAAUGUCUUGUCGUCACACACUAGUGGAUCCAUUAGCCGUAGGAGAACCCCUGUGAAGCUUAUGAAGACUGUCAUGACUCUCUUAG
Messenger RNA from Phaethon lepturus (White-tailed tropicbird), 646 nucleotides. RefSeq names its product lysophosphatidic acid receptor 3 (gene LPAR3). Gene Ontology annotation, cellular component: membrane. Gene Ontology annotation, molecular function: lysophosphatidic acid receptor activity. Gene Ontology annotation, biological process: G protein-coupled receptor signaling pathway. The annotation marks the transcript as partial. Lineage: Eukaryota; Metazoa; Chordata; Aves; Phaethontiformes; Phaethontidae. The record is from RefSeq and is a predicted model, not a curated record. The transcript has a single exon.